GCCAAUUACUUUCCGACCCACAGUUAGUUCCCGGGGAUUCUGACAGUCACCCGCAUGUAACAGACUCUAUCACAGCCUGCAGUCUUCUGUAAAGAACGAUUUGGGAAGUGCUUUUCACAUUUUUUUUUAAAAAACAGGGAGCUAAAGGAACACGUUUCAUUGGAGGUUUGCAAAAAGUUUGUGUGUGUGCUUUUCCUGCUCAAGAACGCAUUGGGAUUUCAUGAAAAGGACCUUUUUAUAUAAAAAAAAUACUGAACAGCUGCUAUUUGGAGUUCACCCAGUGGGAAAGAUGCAGUGCAGUCGCUUCUGGAUUUGUAUGUCAGUCCUGGUGGUCUGGGGCAGCUUUGUGGUCCCCAGUGAGUCUCAAAGGAGUUUUAACAGCAGGUCUCCAGCUCUGAACGCCAACCUGACAGCGGGCACAGCAAGGUGGGGAAGCGGGACCGCAGCCCGGCUCAAUCCCCUCUCACUGCGGCCAAGCGAUGCUGCUUCCCCCCGGAGUGCCUCCGCUAGGAUCCGUCGCCCCAUCACGUCCCGGAUUAGCGCCGUGUCGUCCCGGGAGAGCGCUCGGAUACAGUACGGGGCGGCCCGGAGCCCGGUGUGGAACGGCCGGGGAGCAACUUCAAGCCAGGAGCAGGAGCCCGCUGCAGGCAAGGGCUCACCUGGACGGACCGCAUUCUCUCCGGGAUCCCUGAGAAGCAGGAUCACGGCGAGUGGGUCCCAGCUGAGGAACCGGCAACUGAACAGACAGAGCCCGGGAAAGCGAACACCUCCCAGGAGGCUGAUAGGAGCUAAUGUUUGUGGAAGACAGUGCUGUUCUGGAUGGACUGUGAGCCCUGGUACAAACAGAUGUAUAAAACGUAAGUAUUACAAUAAAAAAUGGAAAUUUCUUGUUACCUUGGCUGUUUUCAUUGAAAUAAUGAGUGGGAAAAUAAUACAGUGUUCGGGAAUCAAAGACAUCAGUUUAAGAUGUGUCCAGUUCAGGUCGCCACACUACCAGAAAGAUGUGGAAGCUUUAGAAAGGUAA
Molecule: messenger RNA, 1024 nt
Organism: Rhincodon typus (whale shark)
Lineage: Eukaryota; Metazoa; Chordata; Chondrichthyes; Orectolobiformes; Rhincodontidae
Product: latent-transforming growth factor beta-binding protein 1-like
Exons: 4
Coding region: 221-1024 (267 amino acids)
Source: RefSeq, a predicted model, not a curated record